Molecule: messenger RNA, 1886 nt
Organism: Parasteatoda tepidariorum (common house spider)
Lineage: Eukaryota; Metazoa; Arthropoda; Arachnida; Araneae; Theridiidae
Source: RefSeq, a predicted model, not a curated record
UAUAAGUAAUUAAUAUAUGCAUUUAAAAAAAAAAUCAUACAAUAAGCUUAAAUAUUAACUCUUCUAACUUUUUCUGUUACAAAAUCGUUCAAGACAUCCAGAAAGUUAACCUUUUCCAAUACAUCAUUUUCAAUUGCCAUUAUGGCCAAUGAAUUUAAACGGUUUUGAGACAUAGUUGAACGAAGGCAGUUUUUAAUUAAUUUCAAUUUGGAAAAGUUUCGUUCACCAGUGGCGUUUGUAAUCAUUAGACUUCUAUAUAUUUGCAAAGCUGUCAUUACAUUCGGGAAAGUUGAUUGUGCCAUGUUACCAAUAAUCAGUUUGUAAGACUCUUCGGCAGGCACAAUUUUUUUCCGACGUCUUCUAAUUGUAAGAUGAAGUAUUUAUACUGAACCAUUUCGUCAAUAAACUCAGGCUCAAUGUCCUCGAAAUAAUGUUCCUUAAACUUUGUGCAAGCCUGUCUAAUUUCAGCGUCGGAUUUUGUCGAGAAAUCUGUUAGAAACCCAAACAGAUAAUUUAUUUCCCGGUAAGCUUCUAGGCGCCGCGACAGUUCUGUACACAGCAUGUCUAGUACUGGCAAAUAUAAUAUACAUACCUAUGGUAGGUACCAGAACAGUAAGUGUGCAUUCACAACGUAGAAUUUUGCGCGUUUUUAAGCGUGUUGUGUUAAAAAGCUGCUCUUGCUGUAUAGCCAUCUGAUUAGUCGGCGUUAAAAUUACCGCGAUAAAAUUGCUUGCGAUUAUAUUACUGCGUUAUAUAUGAACUACCAUAAUAUUAAUAUCUAAUUUGGAAUGCGUUCAGAAAUGUACUAAAAUAGCGUCGAUGUAAUGUACAGAGCAAGACAAUCGUCAUUGAAAUUUCAAAUUAAAUUUUUACUGUUUAAGAAACUUUGUCAAUUUUUUUCUCGGUAGCACAGGGCCCCUAGGCAGUUGCCUACAAUUCCUAAUGGAUAAAACGGCCCUGACACUUAGAACUAUUGACAUCACUUUCAACAGAUAAUUUCAUACUUGCCUUAAGAAGAUUUAUCGCACGCAGAGGACGUCCGUCAAUUAUCUACUCCGACAAUGGGACUAAUUUUAUUGGAACUAACAACUCUCUGGAGAAUAUCAACCUAGAAAGACUAAAGACAACUUUUUCUCCAAUUUUAUGGAGAUUCCUACCUCCGACUGCUCCAUGGUGGGGAGGAUUUUUUGAGAGGUUAAUAGGACUUUUGAAAAGAAUUUUGAGGAAGGUCCUAGGUCAUACAUCCUUAAAUUACCAGGAAAUUGAAACUGUUUUGUGUGAUUGUGAAAGCCAACUCAAUUCAAGACUCUUAACAUAUGUUAGCGAUGAUCCCGAUGAUUCAUGUCCUUUAACACCUGAUUUAUUUCUGAAAGACACUCGUACAAGUAGUAGUACGGACUUGGAUAGAUUAAAGCUAACUGACAAGACGGAAUUAAACGAAAGACUUGCGUAUAGAAGAAGACUGAUGACAGAUUUACGAGCAAGAUUCCGUAGUGAAUAUCUGAGUCAGCUACAUCAUAGACUGACAGUUCGAAAACCAACAUACCAUCCUAAAGUUGGAGAUAUCAUCUUGAUUUGGAAUGAUAAUCUCAAAAGAAUACAUUGGCCCUUGGGAAGAAUACUCUCGGUUUACACAAGUAAAGAUGGACUGAUCAGAAGAGCCAAAGUUAAGACCAAAUCCGGAAUUCUGAUCAGACCAAUUCAAAAUCUCUGCCCAUUAGAACUGGACGAGGAGAAUCUCAGCAGCAAAGAUCAGCUGCCAGAGACUUCCAAAGAUGAGCCAGAAAGAAUAUCAUCAGACAUUCCUGAUUCAGUUCCUGCCACUACCAGAGUUGGACGUGUUGUUCGCCCACCAUCCAGAUUUGGACAAUGAAGUAUUGAGAUUC